This is a messenger RNA of Solenopsis invicta (red fire ant), 2206 nucleotides long. RefSeq names its product replication protein A 70 kDa DNA-binding subunit. Lineage: Eukaryota; Metazoa; Arthropoda; Insecta; Hymenoptera; Formicidae. The record is from RefSeq and is a predicted model, not a curated record. Bases 598 to 1176 code for a protein of 192 amino acids. Gene Ontology annotation, molecular function: nucleic acid binding. The transcript has 6 exons.
GCGUGUUUCAAACGGAAUCCUUUGCCUCCCCCCACGACGACGAUCGAAAACUAUCGAGGAUCGAGAGGACGGAUCCAGACGAGCAGAUCCGCGGGGGGAGGCAAGGGGGAAACCGCUCAACGGUUACGUGAUUGACAUUGCUUUCCAGCUACGACACAAGUCGACAUUGGGUGCUUUUCAGCUACGACACAAGUCGACACUGUGUAAAACAGUGUCCAUUAGUGUAAGAAGAAAAUUUUAGUUGUCUUACUCACACUAAUGAACACUGUGUUACACAGUGUCAACUUGUGUCGCCGGAAAGCACCUAUAGCGUCUUCAAUUGCAGUGAGUUUUACCCCAAGUUCGUCGCAAUUUGCCGAAAUCGUCCAAUCGGAACGGACGAUCGUCCGUUCCGACUGGACGAUUCCGGCAAAUGGCGACAAACCUGGGUUAAAACCAAAGAGAUUAGUUUAAACUCACUGCAGUCGAAAACGCUAAAUAGAGCUCCAGGGGGUAUACCCCACGGUUAUAAAGCCAGCAGCGAAUCGUGGCAGUUAGUGGUAUGGUGGCAUCAGGUGGCAACGAGAACGUCGAGAACAGAAGAGUUCGUCGAGUUAAAUGAUCAGUUUCAGAUUGUCCGCCCCCACCCCUGGUGAUUAUUGGAGACCAAUUCAAUCAAAAAAAGAAGUCAGCUUGACAAAGCGACACUUCAAAAUGAAUGGACACCGAAAAUUGAAUGAUGGGACCGAUGGUUCAACCGAUGGUACGGCUGAUUCGACGAUUCCCACCUCUCUCGAUAUAUAUACCACUCCGAUCGCGAAGCUGAAUGGGCGAGAUAGCGGGGUGAUCAAGGCGCGGGAAAUUGAGAAAUCUCAAGUCAAACUAUGGAAUAACAAUCGUGGAAGAGGCAAAUACUUUUUUAUCACGUUAAUCGACGCGAGCGGUAAGAUAUCAUGUACCGCGUUCCAAGAUAUGGUAGACAAAUUUUUCAACUUGAUAGUGGUUGGAAAUGUGUAUCACGUCUCGCGAUGUCAUUUGAAGAAAGCUGAUAAACGGUUCAAUACCACGAAGAAUAAUUAUGAAUUGAUCGUGCAUUUCUUCACGAGGCUCGAACCUUGUCACGAUCAUUACAGCGUUCCAACGAUAUGGUUCAAUUUCUCAACUAUAAAUCAAAUUAAAAGCAAAAAAAAUAAGUGACUUACUAGGUAAGAGCGUUAUGCUUACGAGAACUAAUUUGUAAUUCUAAUAAAUAUUAAUUUUAGUUUAUAUUAAUAUUUGUCGUUUAACGAACAAAUGAGGAAUCUUUAUUCGAUCCUCUUAGGGUUACGAAUCUUUUCUACAUCCUCCGCUGUCUCACAUCUGUCUCUAUCUUACGUCUAUCUUAAAAUUAUCUUACCGCUAACCUACAGCUAUUUCCUAUACACACACGCCCGGAACUUCCUCGUUUUUGUCGCAACCGUUUCCCGUAUUUUAAAUCUUACCCGAAAUCGUUAACGCCCAUUUCCGGCGUAGACAUCUCUUUCUUUCCUUCGCACUCACAUUCCUCCCUCUCUCUCUCUCUCUUUCUCCCGCUUUCGUUGCCAUCCUCUCUUCGCUCCUAUUCCCGACUCCCCCUCCUCCUUUCUCGCUUCCGCCCCGCCAUCCUCUCCUACGUCUCCGCCUUCUCACUCUCCUCCCUUCAUGCUAUUACUACCCUCUCUAAACCUCUCCAAUUUCCUCCAAUCUUCUCCGUCUCCAUUCUCUCCCAAACCCUUCUCCGCCGUGUCCUCCCAAUUUCCCUCUGCACCUGAAGUUCCACACUCCUCCCAUACGAUCCACGUAACAUAUGUUGGAUUAGAGUUAAAUUAAUAACUUCCGAAAAAGUCGAUUUUCUGCAUAUAUAGGUGAGAUGCUGAUCUUUUUCGAAGAGUUCUGUGUAGGAAAAAAUAUUUUUCCUACAGUUCUCAACACAUUAAAGCGUUUUCUGAAAAGUUCCGGUCGAUUCCGAUAUUAGUUAAGCAACAAAAAAUUAAUAACUUUCGAAAAAGCCAAUUUUCCGCAUAUAUAUAGAACAAUACCGCACUCUGGUUGAAGAAUAUAUACCAUACGAACGAUGUGACUUUCAAAGUUUAAAAGGCUUCCUAAAUAGUAUUCACGGUAUAGAUAUGUGCAUUAAAGAGACACUAAAGAAUUAUAUAAAAUAAAUUGGGACAAACAUUUGCAUAAUCAAGUUAAUAAUUCCAUAGAA